Cinclus cinclus is the source of this 357-nucleotide messenger RNA. RefSeq names its product transmembrane protein 243 (gene TMEM243). NCBI's taxonomy places the organism in Eukaryota, Metazoa, Chordata, Aves, Passeriformes, Cinclidae. The coding region runs from base 1 to 357 and encodes 118 amino acids. The record is from RefSeq and is a predicted model, not a curated record. The transcript is spliced from 4 exons.
AUGGAGGGAUUCCCCGCCCGCGGGUACGGCACCGGCGGCGCGGACAACCGGCCGCUCUUCGGGGAGACCUCGGCCAGGGACAGAAUCAUCAAUCUAGUUGUUGGUGGCUUAACAACCUUGCUGCUUGUAGUCACUCUAAUCAGUGCUUUUGUCUUCCCGCAACUACCUCCAAAACCUGUGAAUGUAUUUUUUGCUUUCUGCAUCUCCUUGUGUUGCAUUUCUGCUGGCAUUCUUAUCUACUGGUAUCGACAAGGAGACCUGGAACCCAAAUUUAGAAAUCUAAUCUACUACAUAUUGUUUUCUAUUGUCAUGUUAUGUAUAUGUGCCAACCUGUACUUCCAUGAAGUGGGUAAAUGA